AUGAACUGGAGCGUGUUUGAAGGGCUCCUCAGCGGGGUCAACAAGUACUCCACGGCCUUUGGCCGCAUCUGGCUCUCCGUGGUCUUCAUCUUCCGCCUGCUGGUCUACGGGCUCCUGGUCAUCAUGCACGUGGCCUAUCGGAAGGCCAAGGAGCAGAGGCACCGCGCUGCCGGGGGGCACAGCUGCCCCCACACCUACAUCAGCCCUGGCAAGAAGCGGGGGGGGCUCUGGUGGACCUACCUGCUCAGCCUCAUCUUCAAGGCUGCUGUGGACAUCGUCUUCCUCUACAUCUUCUACCGCUUCUACAGGAACUACACCCUGCCCCGGCUGGUGAAGUGCGAGCUGUCGCCCUGCCCCAACGUGGUAGACUGCUUCAUCUCCCGGCCCACUGAGAAGACCAUCUUCACUCUCUUCAUGGUGGUCACCUCCUGUGUCUGUGUUGUGCUGAGCCUCGUCGAGGCCACCUACCUGAUUGGCAAGCGGUGCUGCGAGUGCGCCCAGGCCCCUGGGAGGCUGAGCCGCCAGCACAGCCAGGACUGCACACCCCCCCUCACCGAGCCCGCCAGCACAGAGGGGCAGGUUUUCCAGGGACCAGACUUCAAACCCCCCACGGCCUCCAUCCUCCCCACAGCCUCCAGCACCUGCACACCACCCAAGGAGGAGGCUCUUCCCUAG
Molecule: messenger RNA, 675 nt
Organism: Chaetura pelagica (chimney swift)
Lineage: Eukaryota; Metazoa; Chordata; Aves; Apodiformes; Apodidae
Product: gap junction beta-5 protein-like
Exons: 2
Coding region: 1-675 (224 amino acids)
Biological process (GO): cell communication
Cellular component (GO): connexin complex
Source: RefSeq, a predicted model, not a curated record